Molecule: messenger RNA, 3507 nt
Organism: Sporothrix brasiliensis 5110
Lineage: Eukaryota; Fungi; Ascomycota; Sordariomycetes; Ophiostomatales; Ophiostomataceae
Product: ubiquitin-protein ligase E3 C
Exons: 2
Coding region: 1-3507 (1168 amino acids)
Biological process (GO): ubiquitin-dependent protein catabolic process; protein polyubiquitination
Molecular function (GO): protein binding; ubiquitin protein ligase activity
Source: RefSeq, a predicted model, not a curated record
AUGUUCCCGACAUUCUCUGGAAAUUCUAGACGCCUACGAAACGUUAACCUCAGCGGCCAGAGGCACACCAACCCGUUCACAGCGCACUCGCUAUCUCCAGGGACCGGCUCUGGCGCUUCCAAGACCGUCGCAGAUGCCCAGGCCGGCCGCCGGCAACGCCAACAGGAACGUGAGGAGCUCAAGGCCGCACGAUCGAUCCAGCGAACAUGGCGUGGCCACCGAACGAGACGGCAAGUGAAGGCGGGGCGGCGGCAAGCUCUAACUGAGCUGUUUGACUCUUCGACCUCUAUGACGUCCGAGGAGCGGAUCCCGCGAGCCUUCCCACUCCUGCUCUCGUCCUUUAACGUUCGAGAGGAGGGCGACUUACAGCUGCUUUUCUUGUUUGCCAAUGAUCUGGCACAGACAGACUAUGCAGCUCUCACAAACGGGCAGCUCCCACAGGCAAGGCUCUGGCACCUUGUGCACAUCCUCGUGUUGGCAUUGGACCAAGACCAAGCGCAAAAAGAAUCCUCACAGUCCCUCUUCGACCUUCUUAUCUGCAUCGUCCAGUUGCGGCCACAUGCUCUCCUCAACAGCCUCAAAGCAUACUACAAAAUGCUCGCCAAGUUCUAUUGCAUGGGUGCGGCUGCCCUCGGCGAAAACACGGCGUCCUAUUUACAAAAAUCUCUUUUGGUGCCUCUGUUGGCUGCUGGUUCAACACCGGAAACAUUUACCCAACGAGCCUACCUCGAGUUCGCGGCGUCUUUUCUUACGCAGCCCAUUGUUCUGUUGGAAAAUACUGUUGCCUCCCUCUCUCAACACAUUAGCCUUGAUGUCCUAUCCCGAGCUGUGAUUGAUAUUUAUGAGACCGCGGCAAAUAAACCAAGCCGCAGUGCCGACGAGUUGCUUUGGCUUCUUGCCCACGUUGUUGAUUUUCAGAGGCGGCUGAUCGGGGCGAGCCAGGGCUCGCCCCUGUACCUCCGAGCCAUCUACACACAGCUUUCGUUCCUGAAUGGCGAUGUGCGGUUGCAGUUCGCUAGUGGCCGCAUGUCGGAAGAUAAAACGCCCCAGGAAGAGUAUCUGGCAGCCCAGAUCAGGUCCCUGGUCAAUAAGGAGGAAAUUACAAAGCUCCUUGAACGGUUCACGGCCAGCCAAGCGAGCUCUUCUGGUCAAGACUAUGCAAGUCUACUCGCCGGAUAUGCUGUUGUACUCAUUCGGUGCUUUCCAGACAAGGGAGACGACAUUCGCAUGCAGUUCUUCUUGGCCGAUCUUCCUACAAAGUCUGGGCCCGUGCCGGCGGUGCGCUUUUUUUGGGAGGCGUCCAGUGCAACCUCACUUUUUGGCCAAGUGCUCAAGUCUCCGAAAACAACCUUGGACUAUUUAUUGCAGCGGAAACGCUCUCGCACGGCCGCGAUGAGUACUUCAACAUCGCAAAGCGAAUCGACAUGGGAUCGAGAGUGGCGCACUGUGCUUUUGUUCCUCGAGCUCUACACGUUUGUGUUGAGACUUACAGACGAUGACGACUUCUUCUCUGGAUUUUCCAACCUGACGUCUCCUUUCAGAGAGACUGAGAAGCAGCCUGGCUCGCGGCUCCGGUCUUCUGCGUUGUCCCUGGAUGCGCUAAAGUCUCUGACUUUGUUCCUGAAGAAUCUGUCCUUCACACUUCUUUACAACGCGUCGGAUCUGCUGCAAAGUGAUUCUUCGGAUACUGUCUUCCAGCCGUCUUAUUCAACCAAAUCCAAGCGCUCUGACGAGGUCGGCAAUUACUUUGUCGUGCCGGGCCUGGAAUUUCGUAUGUUCAAGACCAUUGUGACGACGGCGAUCCAAAUGCUGUACGAGCGCGACUCUCGGCGCCAGUUUCUCCCACCUGGCCACUGGCACAUGACCUCGCAUUUUGAUAUGGCACAGUUUGUACCUGCUGUCGUUACCGAGGAGCAGCGACAGCACGACCUACAGCAUGCCGGUGAUGGCAGCGGGAAUGAGGACGUGGACAUGGACGAUGACGACAGUGAAGACGACAACAUGGAAGAGCACACGCACACGGCGACGUCCCGCACAUUUGCACGCACAUCCCGAUACGCGAUGCUGGAGAGAAUGCGACGCCAGCGCGAAAAGUCGACCCGCGAGCGGCAGCUGGCGACGAUCGGACCAAAACUUGAAAUUCUGCGAAACAUGCCCUACAUUCUUCCGUUCGAGGCGCGUGUGCGGAUCUUCCGGGAAUUUGUCCAGCUCGACAAGUUUCGGAGGCGGGAGGGAUUCACCGAUCCCGAUUCAUGGCGUGCGCACAUAAUGAACCAGCACGGUGGCUGGGGCGAGAACAGCCCUGCACGGGAUAUCGUUGCGCGCCAUAGUGGACGGAUUCAUCGAGAUGCGAUCUUCGAGUCGGCCUUGCAAGAUUUCUGGGAGCUUGGCGAAGGUCUGAAAGAACCUAUCCAGAUCACGUUUAUUGACGAAUACGGCAACGAAGAGGCCGGCAUUGAUGGUGGUGGCGUGACGAAGGAAUUUCUCACUUGUGCCCUUAUGCAGGUGCUUUCUCAACAAGACGAAAUUUUCUCUGCGAACAAGGAGAACGCAAUCUAUCCCAACCCGACGAGGCUUGACCAGCUGAAGGUGAGGCUGCAGAAGCAUGGCCUCACGGAGGGGACGGAAGGUUGGGACGACAGGAUUGCAUACCUGAUGCGCACCUACGAGUUCAUUGGACGGAUGAUUGGCAAGUGCUUGUAUGAGGGCAUCCUUAUUGACUUUGUGUUUGCGGGAUUCUUCUUGUCGAAGUGGGCCCUAUCAGCGACGGACUCGGUAUACCGGGCCAACAUCAACGACCUGCGCGAGAUGGACGAGCAGCUGUACGAGGGUAUGCUGAAGCUGAAGAACUAUGACGGCGACGUGGCCGACCUAGACCUAGACUUUACGAUCGAGGACCAGAUCUCCAGCAACAACGAGCGGCUGCAGACGGAGACGCGCAACCUCGUGCCCAACGGCGACAAGCUGCGUGUGACCAACGAGAACCGCCCGCUGUAUAUUUCCUACGUGGCGCGGCACCGACUCAUGGCGCAGCCGUAUCUGGUGACCAAGGCGUUUCUGCGUGGCCUGGGCACGAUCAUUGACCCGGUUUGGCUGCGCAUGUUCAACCAGAACGAGCUCCAGCGGCUCGUGGGCGGCGACUCGUCCGAGAUUGACGUGGAUGACCUGCGGCGCAACACGAUCUACGGCGGCCUCUAUGUCAUCGGCGACGACCACGAGGAGCACCCGACGGUCAAGCUCUUUUGGGACGUGGUGCAGUCGCUGCCGGAUGAUGACCGGCGGUUGCUGCUCAAGUACGUGACAUCGACGCCGCGCGCGCCGCUGUUGGGAUUCUCGCAGCUCAGCCCCAAGUUUAGCAUUCGCGACGGGGGUAACGAUGAGGCGCGGCUGCCGAGCACAAGCACGUGCGUUAACCUGCUGAAGCUGCCGCGAUACUCGACGGAGGAGACGUUGCGGGACAAGCUGUUAUAUGCGAUCCGGUCGAACGCGCGGUUCGAUCUGAGCUGA